UUUUUCUCGCUCGGCCGCUGUGUUCCAUGUGUGCGAGGACGUGGAGUUCAUCAGAAGUGCAUGGAUUUUUGUAUAGAGAAGCUCAAUGAGAAUGGUUGGGUCCACAUGUUUCCUGAAGGUCGCGUCACUCCAAACCCAAUUCGUAUAAAGUGGGGUGUUGGACGAUUGGUCAUGGAUGCAGAAAACCCUCCAGUAAUUCUACCAAUUUGGUGUACGAAUAUGGGUGAGGUUUGGACGGAUCAACCACCGUAUCAUCCACGAUUUGGCCAUAAUGUGGAUAUCCAUGUUGGUGACUUAUUGGAUACCCGAUCGAUACUAGAGGAGCUCUCUUCAAAAAAAGACUGGAGCGAGCUGAAAAAAAGAAAAUUCAUCACAGACGCAAUCCAGACGGAGCUGUUUAAGUUGGGCGAACGAGUUGGCGUGUUAGCAGAUGGAACAGCAGCUCGAAUUUUGCGUGAGAAUGUUAAUGAUAAGUUGUGA
Cylicostephanus goldi is the source of this 480-nucleotide messenger RNA. Lineage: Eukaryota; Metazoa; Nematoda; Chromadorea; Rhabditida; Strongylidae. The record is from the annotation of a GenBank genome assembly.